This is a messenger RNA of Ziziphus jujuba (common jujube), 1769 nucleotides long. RefSeq names its product beta-amyrin 28-monooxygenase. The transcript is spliced from 3 exons. Bases 112 to 1557 code for a protein of 481 amino acids. Gene Ontology annotation, molecular function: monooxygenase activity; iron ion binding; oxidoreductase activity, acting on paired donors, with incorporation or reduction of molecular oxygen. The record is from RefSeq and is a predicted model, not a curated record. Gene Ontology annotation, biological process: sterol metabolic process. NCBI's taxonomy places the organism in Eukaryota, Viridiplantae, Streptophyta, Magnoliopsida, Rosales, Rhamnaceae.
UAAAUAUAAUUCAAGCGCAAAAAAACAAAAAAAGAAAAGGCAAAACUAAAUAUAAAUGUGUACUCCUCUUCCAGCAUCGAAACCCACAAACAACACCCAAAAACAGUGAUCAUGGAGUUGAUCAUCGUCUCUAUCGUUCUCUUAGCGACUCUCUAUUUCCUCUACUCUGUAUUGAAUUCCGGAAGCUCUUCUUCCACCAAAAAUGGUAAACAGCAGCUUCCUCUGCCACCAGGAGCCAAAGGUUGGCCUCUGGUUGGUGAAACCUUGGCGUAUCUCCAGGGAUCCAAAAAGGGUGUCCCUGAAAAGUUCAUAGCAGAGAGGAGGGACAAAUUCUCAACCACCAUUUUCAAAUCCCCAUUGCUGAACGAGAACAUGGUGUUCUUCUGCACGGCAGAAGGUAACAAAUUCCUCUUCGCGAACGAGAACAAGCUCGUCAAAUCCUGGUGGCCGAAAACAUUCGAGAAAAUCUUCGCCCCAUCAGAGAAAACAACACAGGGCGAAGAGACCAUGAGGAUGAGGAAAGUUCUCUCGCCAUUUUUGAAGCCCGAUUCGCUCCAGAAGUACAUCGGUGUCAUGGAUUCAGAGACCCAGAAGCAUUUGAAAACUUACUGGGAUGCUAAAGAAGUGACUGUUUAUCCACUGGCUAAAAAGUACACUUUCGCAGUUGGUUGCAAAUUGUUCUUGAACAUUGACAAUCCAGAGACCAUUGCGAUGCUCGAAGAACCCAUUAGGCAUAUCUCCUCUGGGUUCGUCUCGUCUUUUCCUGUUAAUAUUCCUGGAACGAAAUAUCACAAAGCCAUUCAAGCCGCGAAGAAGAUCAGGACAGAUAUCAAACACUUGGUGGCCCAGAGAAGGAGGGAUAUUCUGGAGGGCAGAGCACCCAAAUCGCCGGACAUUUUGUCACAUUUGCUCAUGGAGACCUAUGAAAAUGGCGAGCUGAUUAAUGAUUCGGACAUUGCUAAUAAGAUUUAUGGUCUUCUACAUGGUGCUUAUGACAACGUCAGUGCUUUGCUUUCUUCCAUUAUUGCUUAUCUUGCUGAGCUUCCUGAAGUUUAUGACAGAGUUCGAAGCGAGCAAAUAGAGAUUGCGAAAUCGAAAGCACCAGGAGAGUUGUUGAAUUGGACGGAUCUACAAAGGAUGAAAUAUUCAUGGAAUGUGGCUUGCGAAGUUAUGAGAUUGGUUCCACCAACUCAAGGGACUUUCAGGGAGGUCAUUACUGACUUUGUCUAUGAUGGAUUUCUAGUCCCAAAAGGAUUCAAGAUACAUUGGAAUGCAUUUGCCACACAUAAGAACCCAAAAUACUUUCCCAGUCCAGAAAAGUUUGAUCCAUCAAGGUUUGAAGGAGAAGGACCAGUUCCAUUUUCAUAUGUUCCAUUUGGAGGAGGACCUCGAAUGUGUCCUGGAAAAGAGUAUGCUCGUUUGAAAAUUCUGGUUUUCAUGCAUAAUAUGGUGAAAGCAUUCAAAUGGGAAAAGGUUUUCCCUGAUGAGAAAAUUACAACAGACCCAGUUUCAGCACCAAGCAAAGGGCUUCCUGUUCGCCUUCAUCCUUAUAAAUGAUGAUUUUCCUAGCUAGCUCUAAUUAUCAACUAGAAGACUUAAAAUUAUGCAGUACAUUGUUAUUUUCCAUAUGUGUUUUAGUUUGUGGAACUUGAACGGUUGUUUAGGUAAUUUAUGUUUAUUUUAUAAUUAUAUAGCAGAUGGUUUGGAAACAAAACAUUUUGCCUGGAAAGCUAGCUCAAUGUUAAUUAAGGGAAAUUGAUUUUUGAACA